This is a messenger RNA of Capsicum annuum, 681 nucleotides long. Its product is annotated as secreted RxLR effector protein 161-like. Bases 1 to 681 code for a protein of 226 amino acids. The transcript has a single exon. Lineage: Eukaryota; Viridiplantae; Streptophyta; Magnoliopsida; Solanales; Solanaceae. The record is from RefSeq and is a predicted model, not a curated record.
AUGUGUCAAAAAGAGAAGUUGAGCAAAAAUAAUGAAGUUGAAAAAAUAGAUAAGACUCUUUACAGAAGUAUGGUUGGAUGUCUCAUGUAUCUUACAGCAACUAAACCCGACAUUUUAUAUGUUGUAAGUCUUCUAUCUAGAUUCACUAAUUGUGCAACUAACACUUAUUUUAGAGCAGCAAAGAGGGUGAUAAGAUAUGUUAAGGGAACACUGAAUUUUGGAAUCAAGUUUAAUGCAAAUCAAAAGCACGUGUUGCAGGGGUAUUCUGAUAGUAAUUGGGGUGGUUCUUCUGAAGAUAUGAAGAGCAUUUCUGGUUAUUGUUUUAGUCUUGGUUCAGGUGUAUUUUCUUGGUGCUCUAAAAAGCAAGAAAUUGUUGCAAAGUCGAUGGCUGAAGCUGAGUUCAUUGCAGCAACAGCUGCUGCAAAUCAAGCCUUAUGGCUUAGAAAAGUACUACUUGAUCUGAAUUUAAAGCAAGAGAAGUGCACAGAGGUGUUUGUAGAUAAUCAAGCAGCUAUUGCUAUCUCAAAUAAUCCUGUUUCAUGCAAAAACCAAGCAUUUCAAUAUCAAAUUAUUCUUUCACAAAGACGUGCAGAAACAAGGAUCGAUUGGGUUAAAGUACUACAAGACGAAUCUUCAACUGGCAGAUAUGUUUACCAAAGCCUUGCCAAAGAGCAGAUUUGA